Molecule: messenger RNA, 1880 nt
Organism: Hyphopichia burtonii NRRL Y-1933
Lineage: Eukaryota; Fungi; Ascomycota; Pichiomycetes; Serinales; Debaryomycetaceae
Gene: GBP2
Product: single-stranded telomeric DNA-binding/mRNA-binding protein
Exons: 2
Coding region: 177-1760 (527 amino acids)
Biological process (GO): regulation of mRNA stability involved in response to oxidative stress
Cellular component (GO): cytoplasm; nucleus; post-mRNA release spliceosomal complex
Molecular function (GO): mRNA binding
Source: RefSeq, a predicted model, not a curated record
AUUGAAUCAUUUAUCGUUGGGAUAGAUAAAGACCUGUUUUUUAGUGAUAUCUUGAUUUGUUUACGUGCCAAAAGAUACUCUUGUUAUCUUCAUAUUUGCUAAUUUUUUCUUUGUUACUAACUUUUUUUUUUUUUCAUAUUUCCAUUCUUUACUGAAAAACAGAACUAUUCUACAUUAUGGAUGAUUUAGAUAUAGAUGAUUACUCAAGAGACCGUUCCCGUUCUCCAGUGAGAGAUAGAUCUCGUUCACCUUCGGGAUCAGCCCCUGCACAAAGGGAUACCAAUUCUGCAUAUUCCAGAAGAGACUAUGGUUAUUCUUCAUCUAGAGGAAGAUAUGGUAAUAGUCGUGAAUCUUCUUAUGAUAGAAGAGGAACCAGCGGAUAUUCCAGAAAACAUACUUCAUCGCGAGGCGGAAGGGGUGACUAUGGCUCAAGAAGAGGUGGAUACGGAGGAUCAGCUCCUAGUCGUUACAAUAGCUCUUAUUCAGAAGAAUAUCGUAGUAAAACAGAAAGAAAUUAUGAUAACUCUAUAUUCAUAGGAAAUAUUCCAUUCACUUGUACAUCAAAAGAUGUUGAAGCCAUAUUCAAAGGAGAUUUCAAAAUAGUGAGGGCUGACAUUGUUACUAAUAGAGGGCAAUCCCGUGGUAUGGCAACUGUGGAAUUUAGUAAUAAGGACGAUGUACGUGAAGCAAUUGAUAAAUAUGAUCACUAUGAAUACGAAGGACGAGAAAUAUUUGUGAGACAAGAUUAUCCGCCACCAAAUGAAAAAAAGAAGGACUAUGUUUCAUCAUCAUCAUCAUCAUCAUCAUCAUAUACUCCAAAUAACUCCAGAGAUAGAAGAACAACAGGAGCACCACAAUCUGGUGGUAGAGAAAGAUCACAACAGCAACAACAACAAUCCAUACCAAAACCAGGAACCGAAAUAUUUGUUGGUAAUUUACCAUUUUCCAUAAACUGGCAAGCUUUGAAAGAUUUAAUGCGUCGAGCCGGAGAAGUUGUUAGAGCUGACGUUAGAACUGACAACUGGGGUAAAUCCCGUGGAUUUGGUACAGUUGUAUUUUCUACUGAAGAAGCUGCUGACAAGGCAGUCAAAGAAUUUCAAGGAUUCGAAAUUGAAGGUAGAAAACUUGAUACUCGUCCAGGUCGUACUUAUGCAAAUGCUGUUUCUAAUAAUAGAGAUCGAGAUCAUUAUGGUGGAUCAGAUUCAAACGGGUCUAAAUUUUCUAGUUCCCGUGCUAGCUCUAAACCCGUAAGUAAAAAUACUCCAUUCACCGAAGGUGUUACUGGUGACGGUGAAAUUUCAGCUACCAUUUUUGCUUCUAAUUUACCAUUUGUUACUAGUGUUGAUGAUUUAUAUGAUUUAUUUGAAACAAUCGGUAGAGUAACAAAGGCAGAAAUUCAGUAUACUCCAGCCGGUAAACCUUCUGGUAAUGCCGUUGUUGAAUUUGAAUUAGAAGAAUUGGCCGAUUUAGCAAUCAAAAAUUUAGAUAAUUAUAAUUAUGGUGGCAGAGAUAUUAAGAUCGCUUAUGCAAAAAAACCCACUACUAAUAAUGAACAAUCGAAUGACGCUGAAGAUAUCGAGAUCGAUGGUGAACCCUCAACCAUCCAAGACGAUUCUGCCAACUCAAAAGAAGAAACUGAGCCAGUAGAUCCUACUCCCUCUGAAAAUAUCCCUACUGACGAUAUCCCUACUGAAGCUAUUGCUACUGAAGAUGCUGCUCAAGACGUCGCUCAAGACGUCGCUGACGAUAUCGCUGAAUAGAUAUACCGGCCCUCCAGUACAAUUCAGACCUUUACUCUUUCUUUUUUUUUCAUUCUCUAAGUUUAAUAAAUAAAAGUUCAUACUAAUUUUUCCUCCUCUUUUUUUUUUUUUAGAAAAAAG